AUGGACGCACAAACCUUCAGAGAGUUCGGCAAAGCUGCUGUGGACUUUAUAGCAGAUUAUAUGGAAAAUAUACGCGACUGCGAUGUUUUGCCUUCAGUCGCGCCAGGCUAUUUGUUCGAUCUGCUACCCGAAGAGCUGCCAGAAAAACCUGAGCAAUGGAAAGAAGUUUUGCAAGAUAUAAAUAAAUUCAUCAAGCCCGGCUUGACACAUUGGCAGUCACCGAAUUUUCAUGCAUUCUACCCAACCGGCUGCUCCUAUCCAUCCAUUGUGGGCGAGAUGCUGGCUACUGGCUUCAGUGUGAUCGGCUUCAAUUGGCUCUGUAGUCCUGCCUGUACCGAGCUGGAGGUGAUUGUCAUGGACUGGCUGGCGAAAUUUCUCAAACUACCUGCACAUUUUCUACAUUCUACCAAAGGUCCAGGUGGAGGCAUCAUACAAGGCUCCGCCAGUGAGGCUGUACUCGUCGCAGUUAUGGCGGCACGCGAGCAGGCUGUGCGACGUGUGAAAGUGGUGCAACCCGAGCUGAGUGAAGGUGAAAUACGCGCACGACUCAUCGGCUAUUCAAGCGACCAGAGCAACAGUUGUAUUGAAAAAGCCGGUGUGUUGGCCACACUACCCAUACGUCUACUGCCCGCCGAUGAGAAUCAGGUGCUGGGCGGUGCGCAGUUGGCAAAAGCCGUGCAGGAAGACUUGGCCAAAGGACUCAUACCCACCAUCUGCAUAGCGACCAUGGGCGCGACGGGCACUUGUGCCUACGAUGACAUCGAAACGCUGGCGCCAAUUUGUGAGGCAAACAAGAUCUGGUUACAUGUGGAUGCCGCUUACGCCGGCGCUGCUUUGGCGUUGGAUGAGUACGCACACUUAGGGCGGGGACUUGACCGCGCCGAUUCACUAAAUUACAAUCUACACAAGUCGCUGUUAAUAAAUUUCGAUUGCACAGCGAUGUGGUUACGCGACUCCCAUGAGGUUGUGGAGAGUUUCAAUGUGAAUCGCAUCUAUUUGCAAAAUAAAUACGAUGGACAGACAGAUAUACCGGAAUUUCGCAACUGGCAAAUACCAUUGGGACGUCGUUUUCGUGCACUCAAAGUGUGGGUGACAUUCCGAAUUUACGGUGCUGAAGGUUUGCGUGCACACGUGCGCAAGCAAAUACGCUUAGCCGAACGUUUCGAGCAGCAUAUGUUGGGCGACCAACGUCUGGAGUUGGUGGCUAAACGCGCAAUGGGCUUGGUUUGCUUCAGAGUGAAGGGAGAUAACAAGCUGACCACCGAUCUGUUGCAGCGUAUAACGGAACGCAAAAAGAUUUAUAUGGUGCAGGCGGCCUUCGGGGGUAGGAAUUUCAUACGUUUUGUUGUGUGUGGCAUGGAUCCGAAGGAGGCGGAUGUGGACUUUGCAUGGGAUGAAAUUGAGACGCAACUGAAUAAAUUGCUGAGUGAGCAGGAAAGUGGAAAUGUGGAUACGAUUAAAAUUCAGGCGAGGGAUGUGGAGGAGUGUGAAAUAGAGAAAAGCGGUGAUGUGAAAUUGAAAACGGAAGAGAUGCAUCGAAAAGACGAUGAAGGCGCUAUUAGUCAGCAACUGAGCUCAGGUCUACACAUCACCAAAGCGGCGUGUGAAAAAUCCAAGUGA
Molecule: messenger RNA, 1620 nt
Organism: Anastrepha obliqua
Lineage: Eukaryota; Metazoa; Arthropoda; Insecta; Diptera; Tephritidae
Product: 3,4-dihydroxyphenylacetaldehyde synthase 2-like
Exons: 3
Coding region: 1-1620 (539 amino acids)
Biological process (GO): amino acid metabolic process; catecholamine metabolic process
Molecular function (GO): pyridoxal phosphate binding; aromatic-L-amino-acid decarboxylase activity
Source: RefSeq, a predicted model, not a curated record